ACUUAUUAAAUAGAUUUGCUAUAAAUGGGCGAAACUGGUGCAGAUAUGAACCCAAUGGAGGGUCAACGGGAAACUGGAGACGCUGUGUUAAUGGAUAUUCAAAAGAAAAUCAGAAGCGCUUUCGAAAUUUUUGACCACGAAAAUAACCAAACUAUUGAUGUCAGGGAAUUAGGAACAGUUAUCAGGUCUCUAGAUUGUUGUCCCACCGAGGGCGAAUUACAUGAUAUGUUGACUGAGUGCGAGGAGGAGGAGCCAACCGGGUAUAUCAAACUGGACAGAUUCGAGACCAUGAUGAGUAGGACUCUGAUGGAGCACAAGUACAGACCAGCUCCGGAAGAGAAGAUCAUGCGUGCCCUGGAGAUCCUGGACACAGACAGGAAGGGCUACCUCACAGUGGAGGAGAUCUCUAAUUAUGUCACCAAAGAGGGUGAGCCAUUCAGCCAAGAGGAGCUGGACGAGAUGCUGAACGGAGCAGUGGACUCGGAGAAGGGUGUGAUCAACUACAAAGACUACGCCAUGAAACUAGCAGUAGAUGACGCCGAAUCGUAAUAGCCGCUGUAACUUAGAACUUCUGUUUGUUUUGACUUUGUAUAAAGAUGUAAAAAGUUGUAUGUACAAUAUGUCGAUAAAAAUAAAAUUCAUCAUGGGCGUUCUUUGGUGGGAACAAAUGGCUCAUACUUAAAUCAUAAGAUCGAUUUUGCUCUUAGACUAAUGGCUACUACUUAAAUCAUAAGAUCAAUUUAGUUUUUGAGAACAA
Molecule: messenger RNA, 757 nt
Organism: Symsagittifera roscoffensis
Lineage: Eukaryota; Metazoa; Xenacoelomorpha; Acoela; Convolutidae
Product: dynein regulatory complex protein 8-like
Exons: 6
Coding region: 25-549 (174 amino acids)
Molecular function (GO): calcium ion binding
Source: RefSeq, a predicted model, not a curated record